Molecule: messenger RNA, 4594 nt
Organism: Solanum pennellii
Lineage: Eukaryota; Viridiplantae; Streptophyta; Magnoliopsida; Solanales; Solanaceae
Product: BAG-associated GRAM protein 1
Exons: 21
Coding region: 2726-4552 (608 amino acids)
Source: RefSeq, a predicted model, not a curated record
GUCGGUGGGUGGGUUGGUUGUUGAUUAAGCCUCUGACCAGUUGUGAAUUCAGUUGCAUCAAGGAAAAUAGUUCUAAGCAAGAGUGGUUUUUUAGCUAUUGUGCUUGGUAAUUUUAUCCUUAUUUUAAAACUUUUUGAUUGCGUUUGGAGUUCUUUUUGGGGUGCGUAGGUCUAUUUUGUUCAUACGUUCUCUUUUUAUGAUUUGGGAAGUGAUGUGUUCUGGAAAUUUGAGCAGGCAUUGGUGUCCUGGUGUCCUGUUAAUGAUGUAUUACAUUUUCCUUGGUGAGAACUAACAGUUGCUUAGGGAGUCCAUUUUUUGUUUGUAAUCUGACUUUUCUUGUUAUUUCAUUCUUGAACAUUCGUAGCUGUUCUUCUUACUGUGAACUGGCAAGUAGUCAUUUAGUUUGUAAUCUGUUUAAUCUAGGUGUUAUUUCGGAGGGAGAGUGGGUCUGUGGGUGAGUUGGUUGUGGAUUCCGCCGUUGACCAGUUGUGAAUUCUGUUGCAUCAACGAAUAUAGUUCUAAGCAAAGAGUAUUUUGGUAGCUGUUGUGGUUUGGUUAUUUAUAUCCUUCUAUGUGUUUUUCGUUCCUAUUGGUUUUGGUAUCAUGAUAAUGCCUUUUUGAUAUGAUAUAUUUUUAGUGAUUUAGCAUUUUGGGUAGGAUCAUUCAAUUUCCCUAUGCCUUCAUGUUCAUAAGAACUAAAGACAGUUUUUGUACUUUUCUUUUGCUGAUGCUCUGCAUUUAUUGUGAUUAAGUGGCUAAGGAGGGAGGUUUAAUAUGUUAUCUUGUUCAGUUGUUGUGAAAUGCUAUUGUGUUUUAGAAUUUUCCCCUCCUUUUGGCCUUUUGUAUGGGGCCUCAAAUUGAUUCUUUUGCGCACUAUGGAAUGUAGCGUGGACAUUUUGAACAUUGUGUAUUAUCCAGUUGAACAUUUUUUUUCCUGCAAGUUGAAGCUUCCUUGAAACUACUUGUGUAACAUGAAGGUUCUAAAUUGGCACUGCUCUCUGUUUCUCUAGUGUCUUGUGCUGUUAUAUUCAUCCACAUGCUUAUGUUCUUACCACUACCAGAGGCGGCUUUAUUUAGGGGGACGGUGUAAGCCUAAUCUAAUAAUGUUAUUUGGUGCUCUGGUAUGUGUAUAUUAUUUGUGCAGUCUGCUUCUAUAUUUUCUUUUGUUUGUUAUAACGCCAAUAAAAGGGGUCUGUGUAUUAAUAUCUGCUAUAGAAGGGUUGAGCCAUAACAAAUGAGAAGCUAUCCAACUUCUGUAAUGAUGUUAGGGAUGUUGAUCUCCAGUUCCGAGGUUGUUGUUUUUUGUGCUACCAUUGUAAGUCUUUCUGGCUUCUAGAAAAAGGAGGUUGUCUGGUCUUUUAUAUAUGAUGCUUUGGUCACCUUUGUUCUUUUCAUUUGGUGGUGUUCUCCCGCAUUGCAGAUGGUAGAAUCUUUGGACUCUUUUUACCUCAAUAAGUAUAGCCGAUUCUCUCUCCUCUUGCACUUAAGGUAUCCUUUUCUUUCGAUAUUUAGCAAUCCCGAAUUAGAACAGAUGUCCCUGGCAAUGUUAAGUAAAGCUAAUUUCUUUCUCCUCUUUCGCUUGACGUAUGUAGUUAUUACUUUCCAUAUUUAGCAAUAAAAAAUGCAAGAAUUCUCUGCACUUUCAGCUUCAGGAAUGUGGCUUUUACGUACUGUUAAGUUUUAAGGUUUAUAGUGUUCAUCCCGCAUCUUCUUUGUAUUCUGGCUAGGUCUGAGAUGCUCCGUUUGAAUGCAUAUGAUGACAUACAGUUCCUUAUGGGAUACGGGUUCUUAUCCUCCUUUAUUCCUUGAUUUUGUCUACGUGAAAAAGGUGUUAGAUUUUUGUUUGCACACAGCUUGCUUAGGUCUUCUAUUUACAGAUUAGCAGUCUUAUGUGCUUUGGCAUCUUUUUUAGAUUCACGUUCUUUUGUGUGUUUGUCAUCAGUUUUCCAAGUUGUUGCUUUAUAAAUAGAGUUGGUGUCUGGAGCUGCUUUCUUCAUUUUGUUUCAGGUGUUGUGUGAUACCAUCUUUCCUAGUUGAUCAAUAUUGAUGUUGCUUUUCUUUGUUCUGUGUUUGUCUAUUAUUUUUCAGGUUUUGAUCUUGUGCGGUGUGGUGUGUGGACGGUAGUCUUGGUUGUUAUGUUGUUAGAAUUGGACUUUGAUGAUAUAGAUGCUAGUACUUGCACUGGGUACAAGUUCUUGGAAUGUUCCUUCCAUGGAGAAAAUCAGUUUUGCAUGUUUCUUUAUUGCUUUCAUUACUAGUUGUCCGAGUGUGUAUGUCCCUGAUUUUGUUAUGAGGGAAUUAUUUCCUUUGAUCUGAGAGUUAUUAGUUGGUGCAUUGUUUUUGUGUGGAACCCUUGUAACUCCGCCUGUCAAGUCACAGCCGGUCCCAAGCCCGGAAAAAGGAGGAGGGCAAGUAUCAAUUGUUUGGAGGUGCUGCUUUUCCUGCGUGGCUUGUAGGCCUCAAAUCUACCAGUUCUAAGCCUUGAAAAAGGAGGUGGCAGUGUGUUCAAGGGAUAUUGCUUCUCCUGUGCACUUAAAGCUGUUGGUGAGUUUUUACUGCGAGCUUUCGGGACGGUGUCCGUCAUUCUCAACAAGAAAAGAAGAAGAAGAAGAAUGUCUCUGCUCUAAAUUAUGGUUUUGGACCACUAUAUUAAACCUGCAAGGAGUUUUUCUUCUUAUUUACUCCUUCUGCAUUUUAUUUUUUUCGGUGUAAUCUGGAGGAAUAGAUGAUAGUGGAGGCAGCGUUGGAGUUUUUCUUGCCGUCGUGGUGGGAGGUGCAAGUCGCCGUCGCCGCCGCCUCCUUCGUCAUCCUCUCUUGCUGGUUCUUCAACCUCGGCGGAGUUGAUAUAGUUGAUUAUCGCCCUCGUGUUGACGGUUCUCCGACUGUCAGAAGUGAGAAAGUGGAGGACGAUCCAGCAUGUAGGGAUCGUAUGAGCCAGUUAAAAGGAGAUUCUCAAACUACUUCUGCCUAUGUAAUCAAGGUUGAACUGUUAGCUGCUAAAAAUCUUACUGCUGCUAAUUUGAAUGGGACUUCAGAUCCAUAUGCAAUCAUCAGUUGUGGCUCACAAAAGAGAUUUAGUUCAAUGGUUCCUGGUUCAAGAAAUCCUAUGUGGGGGGAGGAGUUCAACUUCUCUGUUGAUGAGCUUCCAGUAGAGAUUAAUGUGACAAUAUAUGACUGGGAUAUAAUUUGGAAAAAUGCUAUUCUUGGUUCAGUAAUGAUACCUGUUGAAAAUGAAGGUCAAACUGAUGCAGAAUGGCAUACCUUGGACAGUUCAUCAGGACAGGUUUAUCUUCAUAUUAAAACAUCAAAACUCAAUGUCAAAUCUUUAAGAGGUUUGAAUGGCUACGCUAAUGCUCGUAGAAGGAUCACUUUGGAUAAACAAGGACCUACUGUAGUUCAUCAGAAACCUGGGCCUCUGCAAACAAUAUUUGAUCUCCCUGCUGAUGAGGUUGUUAAACAUAGUUAUUCAUGUGCUCUCGAAAGGUCAUUCUUGUAUCAUGGCCGUAUAUAUGUCUCAACAUGGCAUAUCUGCUUCCACUCAAAUGUAUUUUCAAAGCAAAUAAAGGUAAUUAUUCCUUUUGCAGAAAUAGAUGAGAUUAGGAGGAGCCAGCAUGCAUUUGUUAAUCCUGCUGUUACAGUAAUUCUCCGCAUGGGUGCUGGUGGCCAUGGGGUGCCUCCUCUAGGAAAUCCUGAUGGUAGAGUAAGAUAUAAAUUUGCAUCUUUUUGGAAUAGGAAUCAUGCAUUGAGAUCGUUGCAACGUUCAGCAGAUAAUUAUCAUGACAUGCUAGAAGCUGAAAAGAAGGAGAUGGAACAGUCAGCAUUGCGUGCACAUAGCAGCUCAGUUAAAGGAUUUAAUAAGAUGGAAAUAAAUCAGGAAGAAAGUGUGACCAAAAUUCAGAAAUCGCAACCAUUUAUUAAAGAAGAAGUCCUCUCUAGUGUAGAUAAUGAUGGUUUGACAUGCACAGCCGAGCAAUUUUUUGACUUGCUAUUGGCUGAUGGUUCAAAUUUCACUAAUGAGUACCGUGCAGCAGGGAAAGAUUUCAAUCUCAAGAUGGGUCAAUGGAAUUCUGCUGAUGAUUAUGAUGGUCAAGUCAGAGAAAUAACAUUCAGAACAAAAUGUAACAGCCCUAUGUGCCCUCCAGAUACAGCAGUGACGGAGUAUCAGCAUGCUGUUUUAUCACUGGACAAGAAAACUCUUGUAUUUGAGACUGUGCAACAGGCCCAUGAUGUUCCGUUUGGGUCAUGCUUUGAGGUUCACUGUAGGUGGUUUUUAGAAACAACUUCUGAAUCAUCUUGCAGUUUGGACAUAAAAGCUGGUGUUCAUUUCAAGAAGUGGUGCAUUAUGCAGUCGAAAAUCAAGACAGGAGCUAUCAACGAGUACAAGAAAGAGCUGGCAACCAUGCUGGAAGUGGCGCGUUCAUUUGUUAAACCAAGAGUAUCAGUGAGUGAAAUAGAAAAUAUCAUCUACCGAUCACAAUCCUUGUAUGAUCAUAUCACUCUAUCUCCACCAAGGAGAUCGAAUGUUCGCCCUUGUAUAAUUCAUGAGUCAUGACGAUGAAAUUCUUCAUCUUAAUGGAAGACUAUAUUUUGCACA